This is a messenger RNA of Parnassius apollo (apollo), 657 nucleotides long. The record is from the annotation of a GenBank genome assembly. NCBI's taxonomy places the organism in Eukaryota, Metazoa, Arthropoda, Insecta, Lepidoptera, Papilionidae.
AUGAUGCAAAGACUGUGGUUGGCCGAGUUUAUAGAAUUAUAUAGGAAUGAACCUUGCUUAUGGCAGAAUAAAAGUAAGGAGUACCAUGACCGAGAAAGGAAAUCAGCAGCUUACAAGGUAUUAUUAGAAAAAGUUAAAGAAAUUGACUCUACGGCAACUAUAGAUACAGUGAAAAGUAAAAUUAACACACUGCGUUGCACGUUCAAAAAAGAAGUUUUGAAAGUCAAAUCGUCACAAAGAUCAGGAUCUGGCAAAGAUGAUAUUUAUAUACCAAAGUUAUGGUAUUACGAUUUACUACAAUUUCUCACCGACCAAGAAGUACCACGAUCCUCAAGAUCAAAUGUUUCCAAGGAUGACGAAGAAACAAAUGACGAUCAUUUUAAACGUCCUGUACAGCGGAAUGAUCGUUUCGAUAUUUUUGGGAAAAACGUGGCAAUGAAGUUGCGUGAUCUUCGUAAAGAACAGCGCAUUUUAGCGGAAGGUAUUAUAAACGAAGCUCUAUUCUUAGCUGAAAUGGAUAAAUUGAUUAUUGACCACAAAAUAUCGGAUCGAGCAACAAUACAACAAAUAAAUUCUAACACUGCAGAAUCACAGAGCAUAUUUCAGCCAUACCUUUUAGACAACAAUACAGGAAGCGGUACAAAUUUCAAUCCCUGA